UGAAGGUCCCGAGCUGCUAUCUCAGAUUCUCCAGUGGCCUGGGAAGCUUAGGGCCAACACGGUCGGCAUACGGCUGCUGGACGUCCUAGAGCUCAGGUAAAAUACAAUGUUUAUUUGUUUGUUAUAUUCGAUGUUUCCUGUAUAACUGUGUGCAGUGACGGAUCCAGGGGUACAAUUUUAAUUUCAAAAUUGUAAUGUCCGAAAUUGUAAUGUCUAAAAUUGUAAUGUUUUCAAUUGUAAAGUCGUGUUAAGUUUCCUAAAAAACUGUUUAAAAAAGUGAGUAAUUUGUGUCUCAAACCGGUCUUUUUAAUUGCCUGCAUUUCUGAGUAAAAGUUGGGUACACAUACAAAACGACAUACGACUGAAACAGAAUGUACAGACAUACGACUGUGACAAGACUUACAAACAUGAAUUGUCAAAUGAUUAACGGGCAUGCAUUGUGACAGAACUAACUUGCAAGAAACGUCCUUGCAGGUCUGUCAGUAGAGAGAUGAAGAAAGCGAUGCUGUGGAUGAGAGACACCAUCAUCAACACAAACAUCGUCCGUUUCUAUGGACUGACCGACCUGGACGGGGACAGAUACGUCAUCGGGGACUACUGCAGCAAGGGGACAAUACUCGACGUCAUCCAGGUACCUGAAAUGUCUUACUGAACCUUAAAGGUUAAGACACGUUGUUAUGUAUUGUAGUACUUCAAUAUCACAGCACUUCAAUAUCACAGUACUUCAAUAUCACAGCACUUAAAUAUCACAUUACUUUAAUUUCACAGUACUUCAAUAUCACAGUACUUGAAUAUCACAGCACUUUAAUAUCACAGUACUGAUCUAUUGCCUUACUGAUAUCUGCAGUACGGAUCUAUCACAGUACUGUUAUAUUUAAGUAAGGAUCUAUCAGGGUACUGCUCUAUCAUAGUACUGCUCUAUUACUUUAACACAGUAAUGUUAUAUCAUAGUGCUGUUAUAUCAUUCCACUUUUAUAUCAAGUCAUUGCUUUAUCGUAGUACUGUUAUAUCACAGUGCUGAUCUGUCAUGGCAUCGCUAUAUUAAUAAUAUUGUUUUAUUAUAGUACUGAUGUAUCAUAACAGUGUUAUUUCAUUGCCUUUCCCGAUCGACCCUAUGCUUUAUUAUUGUACCAUUAACUCAUAGGCAUAGUAUUUCACAUUAGUAUCUCAUAGCGCUUUUAUAUCGUACUACUGCUAGAUCAAGACACUGUUAUAACACGGCACUGUCAUAUCAUGACUUUGUCAUAUCAUGGCACUGUCAUAUCAUGGCAUGGUCAUAUCAUGGCACUGAUCACUAGCUGUUUGCUUGUUAAUGUGUUGAAAUAUUUAGUUGAAGUUUUUAUCUUAUGGCCAACUUUAUCAAAGUUCAAAUCUGUGCCAUGAUCUGUCCUUGUUUGAACUGACCCAUUUUCAGAUGAUAAUUGGGGCGAUAUCUUCAGUUAUAAAUUGGGAGGAGGACAUUGGCAUUCUAAAAAUUUUAAUGACAGAUAUUCUAUUGACUGAUUUUUCUCUAAUCUGUCUGGUAUGAUAGAAAGAAGAAAACUUGUAGUAUUGUUACGGAAGAUCUUAAAAUAACUUGAAGUAUUGUAAUGGAAGAUCUUAUAAUAACUUGAAGUAUUGUAACAAAAGAUCUCAUAAUAACUUGUAGUAUUGUAAAUGAAGAGCUUAUACUAACUUGUAGUAUUGUAACGGAAGAUCUUAUAACAACUUGUAGCAUUGUAACGGAAGAUCUUAUAACAACUUGUUGCAUUGUAACGGAAGAUCUUACAAUAACUUGUAGCAUUGUAACGGAAGAUUUUAUAAUAACUUGUAGCAUUGUAACGGAAGAUUUUAUAAUAACUUGUAGCAUUGUAACGGAAGAUUUUUUAAUAACUUGUAGCAUUGCAACGGAAGAUCUUACGGAAACAAAAGAUUCUUGUAUACUAUCAUUUUCUUUGUUAAUUUUUUUUUUUUAAACUUAGAACUUGAAAGAAUAAUGGUAACAUAUUUUGCUAUAUAAUGGUACUAUGUUGAAAUUCAUCGAAAUAUCUGAACUAGCAAAAGUACCCGCAUUUCUCGAGUUUGUAUUUGAAAACAAAUUCUAAAGUAUUAUCUGCGUAUGUGUAAUUUUAUUGCCUUUUUCAAUAUACUUUACUAACAUACAAAAAAAAAUGUAAAAAAAUAAAUGUCAUAUUAAAUAAAUAUUUAAAUUGGGACCAUCUCAUUGCAGUUAGUACAAAAAUAGCCAAAAAGCCAUGAUUUAUCUAUAAAUAUAACAUGAUGCCAUGUUAAAAUUGUAUUCACUUAUGCCAAAAAAAAAAUAUCAGAUAAAUUUUCAAGUAAUCUGUUCAAAACUAUUUCAUUAAAAUGGGAAGGAAUUUCGAAGAUUUUGUCUUUUAAUUGUUUAGUUUUGAGGGCCACAGACGUUUGGUGCGUACUAUUUUCUGUUUUUCUGAACAAUUUGGUACAAUAAAUAUGCUCUGUAAAAGCUGGUGGGUCAUUCGAAGAAGAAUAACUUAAGGGACUUUAGAAAAUGUGUGGUUGUGCGCCUUUUUUUUGUGGGGGGGGGGUAGUGGUGGUUUGGGGGGGGGGACUAACUGGGAUUCUUAUAAAGUGCGUUACUUGUUUGUAUGUAUUUUCAAAGAUGUUCAACCCAAACCCAUUGCUCGAUGUUACAUUUUAUAAAGGGCUUAUACGCAUAACUUUGCUUCUAGGAGUUGUUGAUUAAUAAUGAAGUUACAAGUCUUCUCGGUGGCCCGCACCAAGAGUUUUACCAACAAGACAUACAACUUACGAGCUAGGAGAGAAUUUGUUUCUCUUUUUUGCAUUUUUUAGAUUAUUAAUUUGCUCAUACGUUUUUUCGGACGUUCAUCUGACUUUAAGGGAUAUUGUCUGAUGUGAUAGGAUAUUUUUUUUCUGAUUUGAUAGGAUAUGUGUCUGAUCUAAUAGGAUAUUUGUCUGAUCUGAUAGGAUAUUUGUCUGAUCUGAUAGGCUAUUUGUCUGAUUUGAUAGAAUAUUUGUCUGAUUUGAUAGAUAUUUGUCUGAUUUGAUGAGAUAUUUGUCUGAUCUGAUAUAUUUGUCUGAUUUUAUAGAAUAUUUGAUUUGAUAGAAUAUUUGUCUGAUUUGGUAGGAUAUUUGUCUGAUUUGAUAGGAUAUUUGUCUGAUUUGAUUGGAUAUGUGUCUAAUCUGAUUGGAUAUUUGUCUGAUUUGAUAGGAUAUUUGUCUGAUUUGAUAGGAUAUUUGUCUGAUUUGAUAGGAUGUUUGUCUGAUUUUAUAGAAUAUUUGAUUUGAUAGAAUAUUUGUCUGAUUUGAUAGGAUAUGUGUCUGAUUUGAUUGGAUAUGUGUCUAAUCUGAUAGGAUAUUUGUCUGAUUUGAUAGGAUAUUUGUCUGAUUUGAUAGGAUAUUUGUCUGAUCUGAUAAGAUAUUUGUCUGAUUUGAUAGGAUAUUUGUCUGAUUUGAUUGGAUGUGUGUCUAAUCUGAUAGGAUAUUUGUCUGAUUUGAUAGGAUAUUUGUCUGAUCUGAUAGAAUAUUUGUCUGAUUUUAUAGAAUAUUUGAUUUGAUUUGAUAGAAUAUUUGUCUGAUUUUAUAGAAUAUUUGAUUUGAUAGAAUAUUUGUUUGAUUUGAUAGAAUAUUUGUCUGAUUUUAUAGGAUAUUUGUCUGUUUUGAUAUAAUAUGUGUCUGAUUUGAUAGAAUAUUGGUCUGAUUUGAUAGAAUAUUUGUCUGAACUGAUAGGAUAUUUGUCUGAUCUGAUAGGAUAUUUGUCUGAUUUUAUAGAAUAUUUGAUUUGAUAGAAUAUUUGUCUGAUUUGAUAGGAUAUUUGUCUGUUUUGAUAUAAUAUGUGUCUGAUUUGAUAGAAUAUUGGUCUGAUUUGAUAGAAUAUUUGUCUGAACUGAUAGGAUAUUUGUCUGAUCUGAUAGGAUAUUUGUCUGAUUUGAUAGAUUUAAUGUCUAACAUUAAAUUAUGAAACAUCCUUAGCAUCUGUAAUUAAACAAUGAUGUCUCCCUAUUUGUGUGACGUUAAACAAUGAUGUCUCCCUAUUUGUGUGACGUUAAACAAUGAUGUCUCCCUAUUUGUGUGACGUUAAACAAUGAUGUCUCCCUAUUUGUGUGACGUUAAACAAUGAUUUCUCCCUAUUUGUGUGACGUUAAACAAUGAUGUCUCCCUAUUUGUGUGACGUUAAACAAUGAUGUCUCCCUAUUUGUGUGACGUUAAACAAUGAUGCCUCCCCCAGAAUGGUAAAUAUAACUUAACCAACGACUUCAAACUGUCCCUGGCUGUUGAGAUAGCCUCGGGAAUGGCCUUCCUGCAUGUCAAUGGUGUUGUCCACGGCAUGCUGACCUCUUACUGCUGUUUGCUGGACAACAGGUGGACAGUCAAGGUAGGUAACUAGGCCGGUUAGUAUACUCAUCAUGAAUGGGGAAAACGUUUGACUUGGAAUUAAUCUAUUUGAAUUAUAAGACAUUCCGUGAAUACUCUAUUUAAAAUAAAAGGCACACCAUGAAUGUAUUUGUAAAUUGAAAGAAACUCAAUGAAUACAAUUUUACAUAAAUUAUCAAAAGAAAAUACAAUUAUUAUUGAAAUUAGCAUGACUUAAACUUGAUCAAAUGACUCGUCAAAUUACUUGAUCAAAUGACUCGUCAAAUUACUUAAUCAAAAGACCAUAAUUGAAACUGCGCCGAAGCUGUGGGAAUGGAAUAGUAGAAGAUAUGAGGAAGCUUGAAUCUAGCUUGAAUCUAGCUUGAAUCUAGCUUGAAUCUAGCUUGAAUCUAGCUUGAAUCUAGCUUGAAUCUAGCUUGAAUCUAGCUUGAAUCUAGCUUGAAUCUAGCUUUAAUCUAGCUUGAAUCUAGCUUGAAUCUAAAGACAGGACAAUAAGAUGUCAACGUUUCGGCUUAAAGCCUUCUUCGGCAAACAGGACAAUUGAAAAUACGACAAGUAACAUAGGACAGUAAUGGACAAACACGAACAACUUAGGGACAGAAAUGAAGAAAACCUUUUAGGAAAUGGCACCAUGAAUUAUCUGAUGACAUUGUUUUGUACGUGGCAGAAUUUCGGAAACUUUGGGCUAACAUUUGAGAACCAUUGUGAAAUAAAUCUUCAGUCUACUAUACAAAAUUACUAUACUUUACGACACCGUUUACUUCUAGGUUGGACUUUAUAAAAUUAAAAACUGUAUAAGAAACAAGAAACAUUAUGUCCCUAAGACAAACAAGGGCUCUGAAACACAUUUCAUUUCAAUAAAUGUCAAGCUUAUGUAUGUUAAAAACUUGACAUAUAGUGACAUAUUUCAUAUGUAUUAGUUGUCGCCCUGGUUUUUGAUAAUGGCACCAACUCGUUAUCCCAUUGGUCUUUUCAUUAAAACAGUAGAAGUAGUUGAAGCCUGAAUAUAAAGACUGGGCAAGAAGAUGUGAACGUCCAUGUCUUCUUCAUAUUUGUCCAUGUCUUCUUCAUAUUUGUCAAUGUCUUCUUCAUGUCUGUCCAUGUCUUGUUCAUAUUUGUCCAUGUCUUCUUCAUGUCUGUCCAUAUCUUGUACAUAUUUGUCCAUGUCUUCUUCAUGUCUGUCCAUGUCUUGUUCAUAUUUGUCCAUGUCUUCUUCAUGUCUGCCCAUGUCUUCUUCAUGUUUGUCCAUGUCUUUUCAUGUUUGUCCAUGCCUCCUUCGUGUGUUUCCUUGUCUUUUUCAUGUUAGUUGAUGUCUUUUUUAUGUUUGGCCAUGUCUUCUUCAUAUUUGCACAUGUGUUGUUCAUAUUUGCACAGAUCUCUGACUGGGAGUACGUCAAGUUGCUGUCCAUUCAUAACCCCAGGAGAAGUCCACUCCUGACGUUGAAGACCAAGUCUGUUUUGUCAGAAAAUCAAUAUGAAGCCAUUUUCAAGUAAGUUACCAGAAAUUUGAGACUCACUGUGCAGCAGAGGAACUGAAAUACCUAGUGGUGCAAUGGAAAUGGUCUUUUAACUGAGAUAUACUGUCAGUGUGUAUCUGUCAAUGUGUAUCUGUCAAUGUGUAUCUGUCAAUGUGUAUCUGUCAAUGUGUAUCUGUCAAUGUGAAACUGUCAAGUAUAUAUGAAGAGUCGAUUUUCAAAACACGGUAUCCGCCAUUUUGAAAAAAUGAGAUAACUGUACUUUCUUGUAGAGCAAACCAGGCUCCUUUAGGACAUGUUAAAGUUUAGCUACAAAACACAUUUUAAUCCUAUAUUGUUCUAUGUCUAAAAAUGAUUUUAUUUUCAAAACGCGGUGUGAAUUUAUUUUUUAUUAUCAAAAUGCCGUAUACAUUUUCGGACCAAUCCGUGAGCUUGGCAAGCUAUACUGCGGCAUUCUACGCGUGCGCACUAAACAUCACGACGCGAAACAACAACAACGGUGCAUAACGACGGCCUGGAUGAAAGAGUUGUUUGUACUAGAAAAUCUCGAAAAAGAAAGAAUAAAAUCUCAACAAGAGAAAAAGAAAAAAUAAUUUCUUCAUUCAAGCGGAGGAAAGAUCCCCACCGUCACGUGUGAUCACGAGAACUGGUUCUGCAAGGUGAGUUACCGGUGACUUUAUUAAAAAAACACUAAAUUUCAUUUUACAUUAUUAUUAUUAUUGUUACUACACAUCAGAAUUGUUAAGGAAAUGAAAAUAAAAAUUUGCUUUACAGAGUUAGCUGUGUUAUUUAGUAAACAUUCAAUAUUUUGCAUUCAGAUCCAACCAUUACAGAAGAAAGGGCGCUCAAGGAUUGAAAUAUUUGCCCUUGAUUUGAAUGUAAAUAAAAAGUAUCAACUUUUCCUGGAACAAAACCAAACAGCUAUUGAAGAUGAUGGACACUCUGAAUCAGACACUUCAUUAUGUUCUAUUGUUUCGUUGUUCUAAACUCGAAUAAAAUGAUUUGUGAAUUGAACAUUAUCUUGUUUACUUUUGUUUAGAAUUCAGAUUUAUAAAAACAAAUGAUGCAAACGUAUAGCACUCUAAACAUGACACUAUUACAAGCGACUUCCCAGCAUUUAUAAUACUGUUCUGUUAAAAUAUAUCAAUAAAAACCAUUAAUCAUACACUAUUAUCUAAUGUCUAUGAUACAAUUUUAUUUUAUUUUGUUAUGUAAGUGGUUUGUUAUCUAUCAACAACUUGAAUUAUUUGCUACUGGGAAUAAUGUUAUGCUAUCAAAAUGGAUACGCAGCAUUUUGAAACGAAAUAAGAAAUUCAACCAAGUCAAUAAAUACAUUUUUAUUAACCUACAUUCCAAUUUUCAUCAUAAUCUAACUUAGAUUUUGAAUAUAUAUCUAAAUUAGCAUUUACUGUUCCGAAAAUUUGAGCCAUCAUUGUGUAGCAAAAAAAAAGUAGAUUAUCUCAGAACGCCAAAAAUGGAGAUACAGUAUUUUGAAAAUCGACUCUUCAUAUGUCAAUGUGUAUCUGUCAAUGUGUAACUGUCAACAUCCCUUGUCGACAUUUUCUGUAGUAUCCUUAAUAAUAAAAGGAUUUUUUUUUAAACUUUGCAUCCUUUAAACAUUUUUUUGUUUAUUUCUGCAUCUAUCAAAUGAUUAUUUUACCUGCGCAUCUAUCAAACAAUGUUUUUUACCUGUGCAUCUAUCAAUUGCAUUUACCUGUGCAUCUAUCAAACAAUGUUUUUUACCUGUGCAUCUAUCAAUUUCAUUUACCUCUGCAUCUAUCAAACAAUGUUUUUUACCUGUGCAUCUAUCAAUUUCAUUUAUCUCUGCAUCUAUCAAACAAUGUUUUUUACCUGUGCAUCUAUCAAUUUCAGUUACCUCUUCAUCUAUAAAACAAUGUUUUUUACCUGUGCAUCUAUCAAUUUCAUUUACCUGUGCAUCUAUCAAACAAUGUUUUUUACCUGUGCAUCUAUCAAUUUCAUUUACCUCUGCAUCUAUCAAAAUUUUUUUUUUUUUUAAAGUUAAAAUGCUGUUAUUUAUUUGUUAACCAAUUUAAAGAAAGAAAGAAACAUUGUGUACUUUUAAAAGUAAAGAUAUUCUUUAGAAAAUGUUUUGCAAAUCGAAUUAUUUCUGCCUCACUGAGUUCUCGCUUGCACUCAGUUUAGAAGCCAGCCAUGUGAUGCUAGAUGCUUCUGGUGGUUAAAUCAUUUUUUAAUCUUUAACGGAUUAAAAUAGAAAAACAAUUUGGUCACGAGAUUAAUUAGGAAAUCACGUCAGGAGAACGAUUUAAAAAAGAAAAGUUGCCAGCCCGUCUGAUUAAAAGGCAACCCGUCUGAUUAAAAGGCAACCCGUCUGAUUAAAAGGCAACCCGUCUGAUUAAAAGGCAACCCGUCUGAUUAAAAUGCAACCCGUCUGAUUAAAAGGCAACCAGUCUGAUUAAAAGGCAACCCGUCUGAUUAAAAGGCAACCCAUCUGAUUAAAAGGCAACCAGUCUGAUUAAAAGGCAACCAGUCUGAUUAAAAGGCAACCCGUCUGAUUAAAAGGCAACCAGUCUGAUUAAAAGGCAACCCGUCUGAUUAAAAAGCAACCCGUCUGAUUAAAAGGCAACCAGUCUGAUUAAAACGCAACCCGUCUGAUUAAAAAGCAACCCGUCUGAUUAAAAGGCAACCAGUCUGAUUAAAAGGCAACCCGUCUGAUUAAAAAGCAGCCCGUCUGAUUAAAAGGCAACCAGUCUGAUUAAAAAGCAGCCAGUCUGAUUAAAAAGCAGCCCGUCUGAUUAAAAGGCAACCAGUCUGAUUAAAAAGCAGCCAAGUCUGAUUAAAAGGCAACCAGUCUGAAUUUUUGAGCAACUGUCUUAUUUAUAGAGCAACCUGUCUGAUUUAUAGAGCAAUAUCUGACCAUUGCCAAUAUCUGACCAUUGUGUGAUGCCAAUGUCUGACCAAUGUAUGCUGCCUAUAUAAAACCAUUGUAUGCUGCACUUGACUAGCCAUAGUAUGCUGCCAUAUCUGACCUUUCUAUGCUGCCAAUAUCUGACCAUUGUAUGCGCCAAUAUCAAACCAUUGUAUGCGGCCAAUAUCUGACCAUUGUAUACUGCCAAUAUCUGAUCAUUGUAUGCGGUCAAUAUCUGACCUUUGUAAAAUAAGUGCAUUGCAGACACUCUCAUACUCUCCUCAUCAACAACGGUUACCAUCACCUAGUACCAUGUUCAAAGACAUUUUUCAUCACUGUCAAUCUUCUGUUACUGGGGAGGUGAGAUAAUUGUUAGAAAAUGAUCAAGUCUAUCAGCUAGCUGAGUUCACGGCGUUCAAUCGAUUUAGAAGAAAUGCUCAAAUGGUGUCAGGGAGAUUAGGGAGGUCUCAACCCGUUCAUUGUGGGUUAGCGCCAAACAAAGAGCUGAAGGAAGGAUGAAAGCAAGGAGGGAUCAAAGAAGGUGGGGUAAAGGGUAGAUGGAUAAAAUGAAUGAUUAAAUUAUUGAUUGACGCAUACAAUCAUUGAUGGAUAAAUGGAUUGCUGGAUUAAAUGAAUGAUUCGAUUAUUGAUUGACGCCACAAUUAUUGAAGGAUUAAAAGGAUUGCUGGAUUAAAUGAAUGAUUCAAUUAUUGAUGGACGCAUACAAUUUUUGAUGGAUGAAAGGAUUGCUGGAUUAAAUGAAUGAUUAAAUUAUUUAUUGACACAUACAAUUAUUGAUUGACACAUACAAUUAUUGAUUGACACAAACAAUUAUUGAUUGACACAUACAAUUAUUGAUGAAUAAAAGGAUUGAUGGAUUAAAUGAUUGGUGGAUAAAAGAAUGGGCGGAAUAAAAGAUUGGUGGACAAAAGGAUUUAUGGAUAAAAAGAUUGAUGGAUAAAAGGAUGGGUGGAGUAAAGGAUUGGUGGGAACAAGGAUAGUUGGAGUGAAAGAUUGGUAGUUAAAAUGACGAACGGAGUAACGGAUUGUUGGAUCAAGGAUGGGUGGAGCAAAGGAAUGUUGCAUAAAUGGAUUUAUGCAUAAAAGGAAGAGUCAUCAAGUGUAAUGCCAGGACCCAGCACUUGUGGUCGUGACGUCAUGUCUCCGUGCCUUCACUUGUGACCAGGACACCAUCUCAGUGAAAUCGAUUUCGAACUGUUUGUGAAGAGAGACCUGAAGAAAUGACAUGUGUAACGACGACCUUCUAAGAUAGUGGCAUCAUGUGACCAAUUGCGAAAGUAAUGGACACUCCAAACCUAAAGUAAACAGAAGCUGUUGACCAACUCAGGCAGUAUCAACAAACAAAAAUAUUCCAGAUCUCUUUUAUAUCUUCAAAUACAGUAGAUCUUAAUAGUUACUAAUUUCAUUUGUCAAAAGAUAAUAUUUCACUGUGGUGAGGAUUGUGUGGGGCAUGUGUGGGGCAUGCAAGUAUUGAGAUAAUAUUUCAUUGUGGUGAGCAAUGUGUGGGACAUUGAGAAAGAGCUUUGGUAACGUUGUGAUAUGUCUGUGUAACACAUGCUAUUUUAUUAUUGGUGUAGCAUGGUUCACUAAUACUUUGUUUGAUUGUCAUGGAUGCCGCUAUCACUUGAGUAAUAUAAUUAAUUCUCUCACUCCUCAAAUUUAACUGUCCUCUCACACCAUGAAUGAGGUGUCAACGUCCAUGAAUAAAAUUACACGGUACUUUAUCACACUCUAUAACCACAUUAAAUAAUAUGCCUUGCUAGGUGGACAUCCUGCAACAAUUUCAGGAUGCCAGCAUUAUACACUUAUACAAUAGUCCAUAUCCCAAUCUGAAUGACAAUACUACAAUACUUCAAUAAUUCACAUGAUAGAAAAUCAAACAGGUCAGCUCGCUGUCAGAAAAUGGUGUACUCUCUCGUUCAACUAAAGCGUUGGUGUACUCUCUCGUUCAACUAAAGCGUUGGUGUACUCUCUCGUUCAACUAAAGCGUUGGUGUACUCUCUCGUUCAACUAAAGCGUGCAGUUCAUUCUCUUCUCCUUUCUCGUGAAAUACGAGGUAUUACAACUCUGUGCUCAAAUUACUACGCCAUCCUGACAUAAUAGUGUCGUGUGCAAAAGUACAGCCAACUUGGUCUGUUACUGUCUGCAGUGGAGAAUCCCUUUGAAGGCAACCCUCUAGUGGAAUUCGUCUCAGUUUUCAAUGAAUGGCUAAGACCAGGCCCGCACAACUCAAAAUCUAAGGCGGGCCGUAAUACUUAAUAAAAAAACUUGUGCGGGCCAAGCCAACAUAGGACAGGGGGGGGGAAGCUAUUAAGAAUAUAAUAAGAAUAAAGAAUAUCUCGUAACUUCGCGGGGUGCUGGCGGGCCACAUGCGGCCCGCGGGCCGUAUGUUGUGCAGGCCUGGCUUAGCCAAAUAAUCAUGGCAUCUAAGAUUUGGGCUAUCUGGAAGUCUUGCUUCCUGUACUGGUGAACAUUAUCACAUGUUAACAUGGUUAACAAAAGUAGCCUUAAGUCUGCUACAGUCCAACGUCUCUUCAUGUUGGCCGUCGUUAAGCCUCUGCUUUGAAGUAUAAUAAUAAUAAUAAUAAUAAUAAUAAGAGGUCUUAUAUAGCGCGGUACCCCAGCCUAGGGCUGGGCUCACCGCGCUGUACAUAAAAAAUUUUAUCAAAAGAGACAUAAUCAUGACAUUAAAAUAAAAUACAUUUAUGAAAUAAAGAACAGCAAUGUAUAUUCACCCACCCCACCACAUAACUUUUACAAGGCAAACCCUGGACGGCAGCCAGCAAGAUCGUUUAUCGGUCAGUGGAGGGGAAUCUGUCAGGGUAGUAGAAUUUAAAAAGAUAUGUUUUGAGUGCAGUUUUGAAGACCUGGGUGGUUGGUAUAUUGCGUAUGUGUAGUGGCAAAGAAUUCCAUUGUUUGGGGGCGCAGAAAGAGAAAGAUCGUUCACCAUAUUUUAGUGUGUGUGUUGGGAACGGACAGAAUGCGCGUGUCUGCAGAGGAGCGAAGCUGUUGAAGGGGUGAAUAGACAGAAAGAAGUUCGGUUAGAUAGAAGGGCAGGAAUCCAAGAAAAAGUUGUGACAGAGAACAGACAACUUGUAGUCAAUGCGUGCCUGUAUAGGGAGCCCAUGAAGGGAAUGGAGUAGUGGAGUGACGUGAUCACGUUUUUUGCAUUUAAAACUAGCCUAGCAGCUGAGUCUUGAACUUUCUGCAGUUUUUCUAUGCAGUAUUUUGGUGAACCUGACAGAAGAGAGUUGCAAUAGUCAAGACGAGAGAGAACAAGAGCACAGACUAGAGUUUUUUUUGUAGCGCUAACUGUGAGGUAGUGACGUAUGGAGCUGAUCUGACGGAUAGUGGUGUAUGCUGAACGACAAAUGUGAGAAAUGUGUUUAUCGAGAGACAUGUUGUUAGAAAGAAUAUAACCAGAUUCCUAGCAGAGGGUGUAAACCGUACGUCAGAGUUACCUACUUGAAAUGAGGUAGGAAGAGUUGAGGUAGAGGAUGAUGUGUGAUUGUGGAUGAGGAGUGGUUCCGUUUUGUCAUCAUUAAGCUUCAACUUGUCCAACUGACUUCAAGAAUAUUCGCCCGGUUUAUAAAAUUCUAAAAUUCUUACGAGCAUUGUGUCACAGCAGCUUUUGCAUCAUUUUAGCAAUAAUGACUUGCUUGAUAAGUUUCAAUCUACAUAUCGACCUGGACACAGUUGUAAGACGGCACUGAUCCGUGUCAUGAAUGAUGUUCCUUGUAAUGCUGACCGCGGCGAUCUGACACUAUUGGUCCUGUUGGACCUCAGUGCUGCUUUUGAUGUGACUGACCAUGAGCUUUUUCUGUCAAGACUUGUGAAUGGGGAGGGCAUCUCUGGAACUGUCCUCUGCUGGUUUUCUGCUUACCUGACUGACAGGACUCAGUGUCUUGUAGUGAAUCAAGCAUAUGCCAUGCACACUUACAUGCAGUGUGCCAUAGGGAUUAGAGUUGGGACCUGUUCUGCUCUCCAUGGACACAAGGCAGAUUGCCAGAAUUAUUGAAACUCAUGGUAUCUGUAUGGAAGGCUCUGCACCUGAAUAUCUUAAAGAACUGAUUUCUUAACUCGUAUCCUUAAAUAAUCUGCCGUCUUCAACAUAGUCCUUUCUUAGAGUUUUCAGUGUGGACACGCACACAAAGAAUUCAUGCGGGGUGCGAUCGUUUGAAGCUAUGGCACCAAGAUAAUGAAAUAGUUUGCCUCAACCUUUGAUGAAAAUUUUAAUUAAUAAAAUAAUCAUUUUAGAACCAUUUAAAGACUUUUUAAAAAGAUUCAAGAACACCAGAGCGCUAUGAGCACACUCAAAUAGCAAGGACCCAGGCGAUAUAAAAGUAUUCAAUCAAUCAAUUGUGGUGAGAAAUGUGGAUGGCACUGUGGUGACGAGUGGUGUGUGGGGCAAUGUGGUGACGAGUGGGUGCAGCAAUGUGGUGACGAGUGGGUGGGGCACUGUGGUGACGAGUGGGUGGGGCAUUGUGUCGAUGAGUGGGUGGGGCAAUGUGGUGACGAGUGGGUGGGGCAAUGUGGUGACGAGUUGGUGGGGCAAUGUGGUGACGAGUGGGUGGGGCACUGUGGUGACGAGUGGGUGGGCCAUUGUGCCGACGAGUGGUAGUGGGUGGGGCAAUGUGGUGACGAGUUGGUGGGGCAAUGUGGUGACGAGUGGGUGGGGCACUGUGGUGACGAGUGGGUGGGACAUUGUGUCGAUGAGUGGGUGGGGCAAUGUGGUGACGAGUGGGUGGGGCACUGUGGUGACGAGUGGGUGGGGCAUUGUGUCGAUGAGUGGGUGGGGCAAUGUAGUGACGAUUUUUUGGAGCAUCAGACAUGGUUAUUGAGUUGCACUUUCUUUAAGCAGAGAUUUCUGGGCGGCCCCUGAGAUCCUGAAGUCAGAGUUCCUCGCAUGGCCAUCUCCAGCCAGCGAUGUCUACAGCUACGCCAUCAUUCUGCAGGAGCUCUUCACCAGAGAGGAUCCAUAUUUUGAACUGGCAGACCACAUGAGUCCAGAAGAGGUCGCUGAUGAUACUCAUGUCUUAGAUAUAUUUUAUACUUGCCUAUUUUUUAGAUAUCUUUCCCCCUGAUGAUAUUUUAGAUACUUAUACAAUCUUAUCUUGCAAAAUUAUUAUACCUGAUAAUUUGUUACACUUCAAAUAAGCUUAGGCUUCAGUACUAUUUACUGUAGUACUCUUGAAUGUAUUAUUGUUUUGUUUCCUGUGCUACUUUGUUUACUAACUAAUAUUUUUACUGCACUACAUUGUAGUUAUUAUGUUAAGCUAUAUGUUUGCCAGAUCUUGCACGCUAUCGUCCACAACCGACUGAGACCAGAGCCAAGCAGUGAAGCCCCGGUCACCAUCCGACAGAUCAUGGAGCUGGCCUGGUCGGACACACCUUCAGCACGACCUACAUUUGAACAGGUAAAUAUGACACUCUCGCCAAAACUGUUGGUCGGCUGACAAAGGGAGGGGGUGGGGGUUGUCUGAUGAACAAUUACAUGAAGACUUCAACACUUUUUUACACCAAUAACUGUCAACUACGGGGAAGUUCAGUUUGCUAUCCUGAAUGUGUAGGUGUAAGUAAUUCUAUGGCCUGGUCGCCGUGUAGGAACUAGGCGCAUAAUGUCAAAGAAAGACGUAGCUGUUUUUUAGUUGAUGGCUGUGGCAUCCGACUGCUUAGGACUCAGGUAUUUAAUUCUACGUGGAACAUUUCAAACUCCAGGUACAAAUGAAACAAGUACAAAUAAAACACCAGAUACAAAUGAAACACCUGUUACAAAUGAAACACUUGGUAUAAAUGAAACACCUGGUACAAAUUAAACACCUGGUACAAAUGAAACAAAAGUACAAAUAAAACACCUGGUACAAAUGAAACAAGUGAUACAAAUGAAACACUUGGUACAAAUGAAACACUAGGUACAAAUGAAACACCUCGUACAAAGAAACAACAGGUACAAAUGAAACACCUGAUGCAAAAGAAACAACAGUUACAAAUAAAACACCUGAUACAAAUGAAACACUUGUUACAAAUGAAACAACAAGUACAAAUAAAACACCUGGUACAAAUGAAACACUAGGUCCAAAUUAAACAACUUGUACAAAUGAAACACCUGGUACAAUGAAACACCUGGUACAAAUGAAACACUUGGCACAAAUGAAACACUUGUUACAAUGAAACACUUGGUAUAAAUGAAAUGCUAUUGGCACAUGUUUUAAAGGUAAAUCAAUUAUGAUAAUAAUUCCAAAAUUUGAAACAUUGUUACAUUAGCUUACAGCAUCCUCAAUAAGCCUUGGCUCUGUCACAAAAUGUUUAGUUGUGUCAAAAAAUUCUUGAAUCUAUCACACAACUAUUUUCUUUGUCACAAAACUAUUUGCCCUGUUCCGAAAUCCUUGGCUCGGUCAUAAAAUGCUUGACAUAAGGCACAGCCCCCCCCCCCAACAUAAAACUCCGCCCCCAGAACAUGGAACUCCGCCCCCCAACUGCUUGAGAUAUUGGCCAUUGCCAAUCAUUUACCAAACCGAUUAAUCAGACAGAUUUAAUGUACAGAAUGUUUCAUCUUCAUCAACAGAUAACGAAGAUGUUAAGGAGGAGUCGGACGGGGAGGAAAACGAUCAUGGACAACAUGAUGGAGGCGAUGGAGGACUACACAGCCCACCUGGAGGAGGAGAUGGAGGCAAAGGUAAGGGUGGGCGUGGUUGCAUGUACCAACAAUGGAGGACUACACGGCCCACCUGGAGGAGGAGAUGGGGGCAAAGGUUAGGGUGGGCGUGGUUGCAUGUACCAACAAUGGAGGACUACACGGCCCACCUGGAGGAGGAGAUGGGAGCAAAGGUAAAGGUGGGUGUGGUUGCAUGUACCAACAAUAGAGGACUACACGGCCCACCUGGAGGAGGAGAUGGAGGCAAAGGUAAAGGUGGGUGUGGUUGCAUGUACCAACAAUAGAGGACUACACGGCCCACCUGGAGGAGGAGAUGGGAGCAAAGGUAAAGGUGGGCGUGGCUGCAUGUACCAACAAUAGAGGACUACACGGCCCACCUGGAGGAGGAGAUGGGAGCAAAGGUAAAGGUGGGCGUGGCUGCAUGUACCAACAAUUUAAUCAGUUCCAUGGAAAUCGUGAUGGAAGUACUGGUAGAUGUGCGUAAUAGUGCUGACGUACAUUUGCCGAUGGUUUAUUGAUGUACGUUUGCUGAUGGUCUAUUCAUGUAUGUUUGCUGACGGUCUAUUCAUGUAUGUUUGCUGAUGGUCUAUUCAUGUACGUUUGCUGAUGGUCUAUUCAUGUAUGUUUGCUGAUGGUCUGUCUAUGGAUAUACAUUUUCUGAUGGUCUAUUGAUGCCCGUUUGCUGAUGGUCUAUUGAUGCCCGUUUGCUGAUGGUCUAUUGAUGCCCGUUUGCUGAUGGUCUAUUGAUGCCCGUUUGCUGAUGGUCUAUUGAUGCCCGUUUGCUGAUGGUCUAUUGAUGUCCGUUUGCUGAUGGUCUAUUGAUGUCCGUUUGCUAAUGGUUUAUUGCUGCAUAUUUGCUGAUGGUCUAUUGAUGCCCGUUUGCUGAUGGUCUAUUGAUGCCCGUUUGCUGAUGGUCUAUUGAUGUCCGCUUGCUGAUGGUCUAUUGAUGUCCGUUUGCAAAUGGUUUAUUGCUGCAUAUUUGCUGAUGGUCUAUUGAUGUAUACUUGCUGAAUGACCAAUUGAUGUUUUCCAAUUAUCCUAUUGUAGUGUGUCUGCGAAUGGAUAAUUAUUCUUUGUCUUAUGUUUGUUUGUCGUCUUAUGGUUGUUUGUCUGAUGUUUGUAUGAUGUUUGUAUGAUGUUUGUCUGAUGUUUGUCUGAUGUUUGUAUGAUGUCUGUCUGAUGUUUGUCUGAUGUUUGUAUGAUGUCUGUCUGAUGUUUGUAUGAUGUCUGUCUGAUGUUUGUAUGAUGUUUAUAUCCAUGUCUGUCUGAUGUUUGUAUGAUGUUUGUAUGACGUUUGUCUGAUGUUUGUCUGAUGUUUGUCCCAUCAUUGUUUGUCUGAAGUUUGUCCUAUGGCUGUUUGUAUGAUGUCUGUCCUAUUGUCGUAGGUGUUCUGAUGAUCUUAUCCUAUGCUGUAACAGGAGUCAACUAUCCUGUCCGUCAAGUCUGACCUUGACAACCUAAUGGCUGAAUUGGUCCCCGCCCCAUUCAUGACGUCAUUGCAGCAGGGUGAGAAGGUUGAGUCGCGGCUCUAUGCGGCGCUAGGGCUGGUCAUGAUGGAACUUGUGGAAGGCAGUGGAGCCUUGCAGGAGAACGGUGUGGAGCAGGCCUUCAAGUUUCUGGGGGCCUUGACGUCACAACUCUCACAAGUAGGUCAUCUAAGGUUCUUGUUCGUUGCUCAAGUUUAGUAUGUCAACAAUGGUUGAUCUUAUUGUAACCGCAAUAUUUUAUUUGAAAUAUGUGGCCAAUUUAGUCUCGGAAUCUUAGUGCAGUAGUGCAUGUAGCAUCCAUAGUGCUACCAGUGCCAGUAGUGCUGCCAGUGCCAGUAGUGCUACCAGUGCCAGUAGUGCUACCAGUGCCAGUACUGCUACCUGUGCCAGUAGUGCUCCCGGUGCGAUUAGUGCUACCAUUGCCAGUAAUGCUACCAGUGCCAAUAGUGCUACCAUAUCUCUUUGAUAGGUCCCAACGUUAUAUGUUAACUUUUGUUUAAGAAGUGUUCGUAUAUCUUUAUGGUGGGGGUGGGGGGGGUACUUUAAAAUUGGGAAGGUUUUUGAAAAGAUUUUAAUGAAACAAUUUUUACAGAUUAAUGUAACAAACAUAUAAAUCAUAUGUAACUGACUUGUGACAUUUGCGCAACAAGUCUUAUUUGUGAUCCAAUUCUUACAAACAAUUAAAGCUAAGAAAUCAUUAUGAGACAAUUUUAUCUCAUCGCUUUAAUGACAUGGCAGAGUGACAAGUCACAAAUUUACAUAUAUGUCCAAACUGGAACAAAGUAACUGGUAUGACAUCAUCUAACUUCAUUCUUUUCCAAUUACGAACUGAUCUAAGGUAGCAGCUCCGAUUCCAUGUAAAAUUUCUUAAAUAAAUCAUCAAUGCAUUGAUUCUUCAAAGGGCACAAAAUCCAUUCAAAUCAAUGUCUGUACUUCAUUCCUGUCUCUCUGCGCAUGACAUCAAAAUCCUCAUCUUAAGACAUCUAAAUGACGGAACAAUAAAAUAUAUAGAGAGCUGUUACAAUCACCUUCUUAUAAGACUAAAGUGUUUUGACAUUGCUCUUCGUCCUAAUGUAUGCAUCUCAAGCUGCGGUUCUCAACCUGUGGUUCGCGACCCCUUUGGGGGUCGAACGACCCUUUCCCCAGGGGUCGCAUAAGACCAUCGGAAAAUAAAUAUAUUAUAAAUGUAUAAUUUACUUUCGAAAAUUAUUUUUUUGGGGUGUUGCCACAACAUAAAGAACUUUAUUAAAGGGUCGUGGCAUUAGGAAGAUUGGGAACCACUGACCUAAAAGUUGGGGCACAAAUACGACACUACGCAGGUAAACAAUUUUUAAAAGUUAGUGUUAAGGUUAGUGUUAGGGUUAGAGUUAGUGCUAUGGUUAGUGUUAAGGUUAGUGUUAGGUUUUGGGUUAGGUUUAGAGUUAGUGCUAGGGUUAGUGUUAGGUUUAGGGUUAGGUUUAGGGUUAGGUUUAGAGUUAGUGCUAGGGUUAGGGUUAGGGUUAGGUUUAGGGUUAGGGUUAGGGCUAGUACUAUCGGUGCAUUUUAAGUGGUCAAUUAAAUUGUGUCUUAUCGACCAGACGCUCAUCUGGGCCCUCGACAGAUUGACAGCUUUAACAUUUUCUUAUAUAUGUAUAUAUAUCAAUGUGCAUUAGUUAGUAAGUUAGUUGAUGUUUUCUUUAAUUCUGUCCUCGCAACUAUUGGACCUAUGGAGCUGACAUUUCUGCAAUAGUUCUAUAGUACUCUAGAAAUAACAUUUGGUUCAAGAUUUUAAUUGUACUAAGGAUAUUUAUGAUAAGGUCUAUAAAGAGCCCCCCCCCCCCUUUUCCCCUCUUUCAGCGAUUAUUUCUACACCUUAUGGACCGAGACUUUUGAAAGGGGCCUCUCAAUUUAUUUACAAUAAUUCUUGAACAUUAUUUAAUGGCUUUUGAUAUAGCUCUUUCUGAGACAACUUAUGGAAAGACCUGAAGAUUUUAAAUAUGACCUUAAAUGUUUCUUGGAGGAAACGAAAAAGGUUUGACCUUUAUGGGAUGAAUAGAACAUUAUCUUUGGGACUGGACUCUAACUGAGACCCUUGUGACAUCACAUGGGCCGGUCUGUUACGUUAGACCUGUGUCAAUGUCAUCCCGAGUAAAGACGGGUCUAGCAGCUAGUCAUUCCGAGUAAAGCCGGGUCUAGCGCUUAGUCAUCCCGAGUAAAGCCGGGUCUAGCAGCUAGUCAUCCCGAGUAAAGCCGGGUCUAGCAGCUAGUCAUCCCGAGUACAGCCGGGUCUAGCAGCUAGUCAUCCCGAGUAAAGCCGGAUCUAGCAGCUAGUCAUCUCGAGUAAAGCCGUAUCUAGCAGCUAGUCAUCCCGAGUAAAGCCGGGUCUAGCAGCUAGUCAUCAUGAGUAAAGCCGGGUCUAGCAGCUAGUCAUCAUGAGUAAAGCCGGGUCUAGCAGCUAGUCAUCAUGAGUAAAGCCGGGUCUAGCAGCUAGUCAUCAUGAGUAAAGCCGGGUCUAGCAGCUAGUCAUCCCGGGUAAAGCCGGGUCUAGCAGCUAUUCAUCCCGGGUAAAGCCGGGUCUAGCAGCUAGUCAUCCCGAGUAAAGCCGGGUCUAGCAGCUAGUCAUUACAUUUUUGUGGACAUCGUUAUUUAAUAUUUAUUUUCUUUAUUACGUUUAAUGGCAUGCAUCCCGCCAAAAAUUGUCCCAUGAUCUAAAUGGCCCGCCAAAAAUUGUCCCAUGAUCUAAAUGGCCCGCCAAAAAUUGACUCAGGAUCUAAAUGGCCCGCCAAAAAUUGACUCAUGAUCUAAAUGGCCCGCCAAAAGUUGAGGCAUGAUCUAAAUGGCCCGCCAAAUAUUGACUCAUGAUCUAAAUGGCCCGCCAAAAAUUGACUCAGGAUCUAAAUGGCCCGCCAAAAGUUGAGGCAUGAUCUAAUUGGCCCGCCAAAAGUUGACUCAUGAUCUAAAUGGCCCGCCAAAAGUUGACUCAUGAUCUAAAUGGCCCGCCUAAAGUUGAGUCAUGAUCUAAAUGGCCCGCCAAAAGUUGACUCAGGAUCUAAAUGGCCCGCCAAAAGUUGACUCAUGAUCUAAAUGGCCCGCCAAAAGUUGAGGCAUGAUCUAAAUGGCCCGCCAAAAGUUGACUCAGGAUCUAAAUGGCCCGCCAAAAGUUGACUCAGGAUCUAAAUGGCACGCCAAAAGUUGAGGCAUGAUCUAAAUGGCCCGCCAAAAGUUGACUCAGGAUCUAAAUGGCCCGCCCAAAGUUGACUCAUGAUCUAAAUGGCCCGCCAAAAGUUGAGGCAUGAUCUAAAUGGCCCGCCAAAAGUUGACUCAGGAUCUAAAUGGCCCGCCCAAAGUUGACUCAUGAUCUAAAUGGCCCGCCCAAAGUUGACUCAUGAUGUAAAUGUCCCGCUAAAAGUUGACUCAUGAUCUAAAUGGCUAGCCAAGUGUUGACUUCAAUUAAAGAGGCCCGCCAACAAUUGACUCAUGAUCCAAGUUGACCUUGUAGCCAAUUGGUUUGGUCAACCCUGUGUUAGUUUCAGACCAAGGUCCACCCAAAUGACAAACGCCAAACACAAGUUUCCAAUGCAGGUCGAAUGUCGGUCAUUGCCCUCUACAUCUCCUUCACAGGUAAUCAAAAGGUACGAUGCUUACAAUCCUUACAGUCAGGUGUACCAGGUGCAGACCUACGUCCUGGGAUUUGAGAAGCCACAUGACUCGUUGACUGACAGGUGCCACGCCACCGCUCACUUAGCAUUGGACAUUUUAAAGGUGUCUGUGUUGGUGUGUCUGGUUUAAUGUGUCUGAGAAGAAUCGUCUGUGUUGAUGUGUCAGCGUUGAUGUGUCUUUGUUGAUGUGUCAGCAUUGAUGAGUCUGUGCUGAUUUGACAGCGUUGAUGUGUCUUUGUUGAUGUUUCAGCGUUGAUGUGUCUGUGUUGAUGUGUCAGCGUUGAUGUGUCUGUGUCGAUUCGUCAUCGCUGAUGUUGAUGUGUCUGGUUGAUGCAUCUAUAUUAACUUAAUGUGUACACGAGCAGAUGUGUGUAGAUGAUGUGUACACGAGCAGAUGUGUGUAGAUGAUGUGUACACGAGCAGAUGUGUGUAGAUGAUGUGUACACGAGCAGAUGUGUUUAGAUGAUGUGUACACGAGCAGAUGUGUGUAGAUGAUGUGUAUAGACUGAUCUAUACAGAGAUUAAAGCUCUAUCUUUAAAUCAAUACAAAGAUAGUGACUAGUAUCGAUUAGUUAAAACAGAGAUAAUUAUUAUCAAUUAUUCCUCAGAAGUGCUUUGACUGGUAUCGAUUACCUAAAACUUGGUUUAUCACUGGUAUUGAUUAUUUAAAUCCUGGUUGUGACUGGUAUCGAUUAUUUCAUACCUAGGUUGUGACUGGUAUCUGUUAUUUACUAAUAAUUUGUGACUGGUAUCGAUUCUUUCAUACCUAGGUUGUGACUGGUAUCAGUUAUUUAAUAAUAAUUUGUGACUGCUUUCGAUUACUUAAUGACUAGGUUGUGACUGGUAUCGGUUAUUUAACACCUAGGUUGUGAAUGGCAUCUGUGAUACCAACAGUCCCAAGUCACCUGUACAGGUGCGCCUCAGCGCCCACGUCGGGUCGGUGGCCACAGGAACCAUCGGGGUGACGUCACCCCGGUUUGUGCUUGACGGUGCUGGCAUCAAUGCGGGUCGAGCCCUGCUCGCGUGCUCUGACGUCAACGUGGUCAAAAUCUCGCGAGGACUGUACAGUCAAAUUGAGAAGAAUCCAGACUUUACAUUUUCAUCUAAAGACUCUGAGUGGAUAACGUGUAAUGUAAGUGAUGGAUAACUUGUAAGUGAUGGAUAACUUGUAAGUGAUGGAUAAUUUGUUAUGAACGUUUAUGGGUAACUUAUAAUCUAAGUGAAGGAUAAAAUGUAAUGUAAGAGAUGAGUAAAUUGUAAUGUAAGUGAUGUUCUUUAUCUAUCUACACAUCAUAACAUUACAAAUUAUGUUUUUUGCCUCCUCCCUAUUUAAUACCUGUAAGACGAAUAUUUCACACGGAAUAGAUUUUAUUUAACUGUAUUGACCUUUAUCGCAUAGGAAAUAUAUAUUACUUAACUGUAUUGACCUAUAACUAACAUGAAAUAUAUAUUAUUUACCUGAAAUUACCUAUAUCUCGCAGGAAUAAAUAUCACUUAAUAUCUGUAUUAACCUAUAUCCCACAGGGAAUAGUUAUCACUUACAUGUAUUGACCUAUAUCUCACAGGGAAUAGUUAUCACUUACCUGUAUUGACCUAUAUCUCACAGGGAAUAGUUAUCACUUACCUGUAUUGACCUAUAUCUCACAGGGAAUAGUUAUCACUUACCUGUAUUGACCUAUAUCUCACAGGGAAUAGAUAUCGAGGCGUUCGUUUUGACAGGGAGACACAACGAGAAUUUCCAGAUCUCCUCCGACACGUCAGUUGAUUCGGGUGUCUACGGUGACCUGUCACCCAUCAAAUCAGCCCUGCCUGUGACUACAGGUAAACACAAUGACCUGUCAACUUUCUCAUAAGUCCAACCUAUGACUGCAGGUAAACACAAUGACCUGUCAACUUUCUCAUAAGUCCCACCUAUGACUGCAGGUAUAUACGAUGACCUAUCACAUUCCGAAUCAUCCCACCACAUGACAGCAUGUAACUCAUAGGUUCCGUGUAGUACUGGGAGAUUGCUGAAAAUCUCAACUCCUGUGUUCAUUAAUAAGACAAUUUGAUUCCAUUAUUCAGAAGUCAUGACGAGAUGUUGAUACACACUGAAUGUGUAUUCCUAUUUAUUGAUGUAGUGGACACAUCAGAUUAGUAUCCCCUUUAACACAGUAGAUUAGUCUCUCCUUUAACACAGUAGAUUAGCUCCCCUUUAACACAGUAGAUUAGUCUCCCCUCUAAAGCUUACAAAAAUUGAACACAUUACAAAAGUGUUAACAAAGUUCCAAAUAGUUUUGACAGCUUAUGACGUCAUAUUAAUCUCUAAAUUUAAUUUAGGUUUUUUUAUUGAAACUGUGAAGAGAAUUAGAAGCUAUCUGAAGCUGAUUACGGAAUAGGUAGUACUGAAACUCUAUUCCAGGUGGAAGGGUUGGUCUUUUUGGUGGUAUCUGAGGGUAUGUCUGCGAUUAUUUCUUCGUAUCGUGAUAGCAAGUUGUAGAACAUGAUCCAAAGUCUGCUUGGUCUAUCCCAGUGGUUCUCAACCUAUGGGUUGCGACCCCUUUGGGGAUCGUGCGACCCUUUCCAAGGGGUCCUCUUAGACCACCUGAAAAUGCAUAUCCUUACAGCUAUGAAGUAGCAACGAAAAUAAUUGUGUGGCUGGAAGUCGCUACGACACGAGUAACUUUAUGUAAGGUUCGCAGCACCAGGAAGGUUGAGAACCACUGGUGUAUCCUUAUUCAACGUCUGCUUGGUGUAUCCGUAUUCAAAGCUUUUAAAUUGUUCAUAAACUCCGUUUAUAUUUAAAAGCCAAUUUGAUUUUCUCAUCUUCAGCUCAAACAAGGUCAAUGUUUGCCACCAAGAUGGAGCAGGCCAAGACAUUUCUGCCGUCCAGAACUGAAAGGAGGUCAGAGAAAUCGGCAUCAUUCUCAACGACGGACGAGCUGCAGACCACGAGGCCCCGCAGGUCAAAGGUCAACGGUCGUGAAAGCAAACGCCAACGCGCCACAACGUGUGACCAUCGUCUGAAAGGUCCCAGCAUGCCACCUGUCACUGAGUUCCGGACAGCUCAUCUUCCCUCACAUCCGUUAUCAAGAAUAUCCGAGCAGAGUGACGACUCUGACACGACGGGCUCAGGAAUAGGUCCACCUCAAGCAAAGACCGGAAGUUCAGAGACUUCCGGUGUGGUCCACACAUUGCCGCACAGGCUAGACGUUCAAAUCGGUCCACCUAGCUCAACAGUCCACACCAGAAGACAUCACAGGCAUCAAAGACAUCACUCACCAGAGAUCUCGUCAGUUCCGUUUAAGAAUUCACAUACAACUGUUCAUAGAGAUUUCAUCCCAGAGAUGUCGCAUGGUCCUACCAAACACAAAACUUCGCAUUUGAGCAAGAGAACUAUCACUCGGUCCCGCUCGGCAGAUGCAAGGCGCAAUGUUAGCGACAGUAGCUGCAGCGAUGAAGACUUGGACCGGAAAGGUUCUGGUUUAAAAAAUAAAACUUUGAAGUCUGCUAAACCCAAACGAAGAAGAAGCCAUAGUCAGGAACCAGAAAGAGAGGCAAAGCGUCAUGCUAUGCGAAGAGCGUCGUUAGGAAGUGACGUCAUUGUUCAGGACUUUAUUGCAUUAGAUGAAGGUCAUGGGAGGUUUAGAACACCAAAGAAAGGAAAUAAAGUUUAUCCUAUGUGAAACAAAGCACC
Molecule: messenger RNA, 24195 nt
Organism: Lymnaea stagnalis (great pond snail)
Lineage: Eukaryota; Metazoa; Mollusca; Gastropoda; Lymnaeidae
Source: the annotation of a GenBank genome assembly